Molecule: messenger RNA, 673 nt
Organism: Amoebophrya sp. A25
Lineage: Eukaryota; Dinophyceae; Syndiniales; Amoebophryaceae
Source: the annotation of a GenBank genome assembly
CCGAAGUGCGCCGUGGCCACCUUGUAGAAGUGGAGACUGCGAAUUACGAUAAAGCGGAGGCUGUUCCUAACCGAAAAGAAAACUUGGCGACGCUAAGGGUGGCUGCAACAGCUGCAGAGCGGAGAAAAGCGGAACAGGGAGUAGAGGCGGCAAGACAAACGGCCGAAUUAGAAAAAAGGAUUGCGAGAGAGCAGCGUCGCGCCGCCGAGCAAGCAAGACCAUUACGGAGCACGGCCGCACCUGCAUCCCCUGCUCCGAGUUCUGCAAAAGGGACGAUGAUUGGUGAAAACCCGCAUUCCUCGACAGUCUCACAGCAAGAUAACUUCGCGCCGACCCGACGCACAUCAAAACAGAAAGUACGAUACGCUGACGAGGCUGACAGCGGGGACAAAGUACAUCUUAAGUACUUAGCUUGUAGCGAUAACAUUUUUUGGUUCGGGUAUUCUGAAUCUUCAGAUCGAGUUGAACGAUUAGUUGUUGAUCGGAUUCUGAAAGAACUUCUCGUUUUUACAGAUCCUAUUUGAUCUUGUUGAACUCUUAGUACAUGAGCAUAAGGGCGCGCAGCUGCACAUUCUGCAUGAUUAGUAGUUUCCUCCUCAUUCUUUCAGGGCUCGCCUGCGCAGGUCUUGCAAAUAUCUGCGAAUCUUGGUGUGAAAGCAAAUAAUGCUCCGGC